This is a messenger RNA of Conger conger (European conger), 4344 nucleotides long. It is a transcript of the gene acss3, whose product is annotated as acyl-CoA synthetase short chain family member 3. NCBI's taxonomy places the organism in Eukaryota, Metazoa, Chordata, Actinopteri, Anguilliformes, Congridae. The transcript has 16 exons. The coding region runs from base 134 to 2350 and encodes 738 amino acids. The record is from RefSeq and is a predicted model, not a curated record.
UUUUCCACAGGCGUGUACGUAGAGGUAGCCUACUUGGGAUCCGUUUUUGGUAGUGCUGAAUUUACCGCGCCUGCAAAGGGUGUUUUUUGUGGGGUUUUUUGUGUUUUUUUUUGCAAUAAAAUACAAUAUCGAGAUGAACGUUUUUAAGCCAAUUAUUUUAAACAGUUUAUUUUUUAAUUAUGCUAUCGGACGUGGAAAGUGCAUUGCUGCAAUCAGAAAUGCAAAACUGGUCUGCAGCAAGCGGUACUGGUGCGGGAAAAGUCCGCAUUUGACAACGGUUAAAGUAUUUAAAAGUUCAUGGAGAGACUGCCGGAGCGCGCGUGCGGUGCAGGGUGUAUUCGCCGUCAGCACUCGAUCCGUGCAGGUCUCUUCGCGAAACCGUAAAACAGCCGCGGUCGCGGACACCUAUGAGCAGACAUUCCGUAGCGCACGGGACACUCCCGAAGUUUUCUGGAGCAAAGCUGCAGAAAGCAUCAGCUGGUUUGAGACGUGGAGCCAAACUCUGGAUAGCAGUAAUCUGGUAUCUCCGAAAUGGUUUGUCGGAGCAAAGUUGAAUAUGUGCUACAAUGCUGUGGACCGGCAUGUUGCAAACGGAAGCGGGGACAAGGCUGCCAUUAUUUACGAUAGCCCAGUUACUCAGACAAAGAACGUCAUCACUUAUAAUGAAUUGAAGGAACAGGUGUCUCGGCUGGCGGGGGUGCUGGUCGGCCUGGGGGUGAGGAAGGGGGACCUGGUGGUGAUCUACAUGCCCAUGAUACCCCAGGCCAUGUUCACCAUGCUGGCCUGCGCCCGGAUCGGGGCCACGCACAGCCUCAUCUUCGGGGGCUUCGCCUCGAAGGAGCUGUCCGUCCGCAUCGACCACGCCAAGCCUAAAAUACUAGUGACUGCUUCCUUUGGCAUCGAACCUGGCAGAAGGGUGGAGUACAUUCCUCUGGUGGAGAAAGCCCUGGAACUCAGCACUCACAAACCCAGCAAAGUCCUCAUCUACAACCGCCCCAACAUGGAGAAGGUGCAGAUGCAGUCAGGCUUCAGCUCGGACUGGGAGGAGGAAAUGGGGCGAGCGCGCCCUCAGGACUGCGUGCCUGUGCCUGUCAAUCACCCUCUGUACGUCCUGUACACCUCCGGCACCACGGGGACGCCGAAGGGCAUAGUGAGGGACACAGGAGGGUACGCUGUGAUGCUGAACUGGACCAUGUCGGGAGUGUACGGACUGAGACCCGGAGAGGUGUGGUGGGCGGCGUCAGACCUGGGCUGGGUUGUCGGUCAUUCCUACAUCUGUUACGCCCCACUUCUCCAUGGCAACGCCACAGUUCUGUAUGAGGUAACUGGAUCUUACAGCAGGGCUGCUCAGUUGCUGUACACACGUGCUGUGAUCGUUUGGCAGGGUAAGCCGGUGGGCACGCCGGACGCCGGAGCGUUUUUCCGCGUGCUGUCGGAGCACGGCGUGACGGCCUUGUUCACCGCUCCCACUGCGAUACGGGCCAUCCGCCAGGUGGAUCCCCAGGCCUCUGCCGGCACCCUGUACCCCCGCCCCAGGAUGCGAAGUCUGUUUCUGGCAGGAGAGCGCUGUGACGUGGAGACUCUGGACUGGGCCAAAAGGAGCUUCGGGGUCCCUGUGCUGGACCACUGGUGGCAGACAGAGUCUGGAUCUGCCAUAACUGCGACUUGCAUUGGCCUUGGGAACUCUCUUGCGCCCCCUCCUGGACAAGCAGGCAUGCCUGUACCGGGAUACAACGUCACUGUGAUCGACGACGACAUGCAGGAAGUGAAGCCGAGGACUCUGGGAAACAUUGUUGUAAGGCUUCCCCUGCCACCGGGGUCAGCCCUGUCUCUCUGGCACAACCACCAGCUGUUCGAGAAACUGUACUUCACCAAGUUCCCUGGAUAUUACGACACCAUGGACGCCGGCUUUGUGGACGGGGAAGGCUACGUGUAUGUCAUGUCCCGGUCUGAUGAUGUCAUCAAUGUGGCAGGCCACAGGUUGUCAGCGGGGGCUCUGGAGGAGGCCAUCCUGCAGCACUCGGCAGUGGGAGACUGUGCUGUGGUGGGUCUGGAGGACUCUCUGAAAGGACACAUUCCACUGGCUCUCUGUGUGCUGAGAAAAGACGUGGAGCAGAACCCUGAGGACAUUGUGGCGGAGGUCGUGAAGCUGGUGAGAGAGAACAUCGGGCCAGUCGCAGCUUUCCGCAGGGUGCUGCUCGUGGGGAGCCUCCCCAAAACCCGCUCCGGAAAAAUCCCGCGCUCCGCCCUCUCCAACCUGGUCAACGGGAAGCCCUACAAGAUCACUCCCACCAUCGAGGACCCCGAGGUGUUCAAGGCCAUCGAGGAGACGGUGAGAGGGAGGCUGUGAUUGGCCGAGCCGAAAGCCCAACCGGGGGGGGGAAGAGAGCCAAUGCGCCGGGAGGCUCGAGCGACACACCUGGAACCACACCCCCUUUCCGCCGCAGCGGGAGGGGGGCAAAAACACGUAUACUCGUUCAGAACCGUCGAAGAGGAGAAAACAUCCAGUUCAAACAAGGACUGCGUGGAAUUGGGAAACGGCGUUGUUUUACAGACUGAAUUAACAGGACUGAGGAACGUGAAGGUACACAGGGCUUGUGCAGGAAGGGAUGUCCAUUACACUAAAGCAGAUAUUCACACGUUCUCUCACUAUACAUCAGUAUUUCUUUGGGUCGGGACCCAAAAUGGUUCACGGGAUUGCACGAGGUGGGUCAAAGAAGUGGUAGUCGUCCACUAGGCUAUAGAGUGUGUGUAUUGGAAGGGCGCCUGAGAGGAACUAAAUGACUUACUUGAUCACUGAUAUUAUGAAGUAUUUCUAAUUUGGGUUCUCAUAUCAAAAGUUGAAGAACCUUUAGUAUACGGUACUGUGCAAAAGUCUUAAAAGCAAAGAAAAUGCUUUCAAAAAUAAUGAAAUGAAUAUUGGAAAAAAGUUAUUUAAAUCAAUAUUUGUUGAGAUUACCCUUCGCCUUGAAAACCGCAUGAUUUCACUGAGGUACACUGUCCUGCAGGUUCAUGAGAGUGCUUGGUUGUUCUGAGCAUAUUGGAGAAUUUUGGAAUUUUUGGAGUUUUUUCAGCAGAGUGGCUCUCCCGGUAAAUCCCAGACAGACUCAAUCAUCUUUUUAUCUGAAAAGUGGUCUUUUACUGAAUCUGUAACUUUAAUUAAAAAUCGUAUUAUUUCUUGGAAAAUGAGUGUUUGGAAAUCAAAAAUGUGCUCCUUUCUACUAAUGCAGAAAAUAAAAAAAUUGACAUCUCGGCCCAAUUUAUAUGAAUCUAGGGUGCCUAAGGACUUUUGCACGGUAGUGUAGAUCGUAUCAAUCCGUAAAAAGGAAUGAUGAUGAUAAAUCUACAAAAUCCAGUUGUCUGAAAUCCCUGUGAAGACAAGCCGUACCAUUUUGUGCACAUAUCCAAGCAAUUCAUGUUUGGCUCUGUGUUUUUAAGCCAUCACAACCGCGAAGGCUGAAUCUGAAUGUCUGGUCUUCACCGGACUUGGCACACUGGUAGAAUUAACGGGCACAUUCCUGGAAUCUGGAACGCCGAUUUUGGGGGAAAUCCCACUCGUUUCACGCAGCCCGUCGCACGACGACUCGAGUUCUUUCCGCUAAGCAUCCGUUCUCUUAAACUUCUGCUCUUAUACAAUCAGCCCAAUCAUUUAUGCCGCAUUAGGACUUGGCGAAGUUUAUCGAUAGCCUAGGAAAUGCCAGCUGACCACUUCCAGUCACUUUACAAGAUUCAUUUAAUCAGUCUAGCCUGUGACUGAACUCACAUUGGAGUGGCACGGGCUGCCCAGUUCUCUGAUGAAUGAAGUCCGCAAGGGGGCCUCGUUUGGACCGUCAAGCCGUCUUCCGGGGAAUCCGAUUUCGCCGGACAUUGCCACUGGCACUGCCCGAUAUUCACAGCAAUAAGGGUGUAACGAUAUACAGUACUGUAUACAGUACUGUAACGAUAAAAGUCUUGUAUAACACCUGUAUAACAUUCUGUAUGGAUCCAAUGAAAGGUCCUAAAUAAACAUCCUAUACAUUUUACUUUAGUAAUUUGGCAGAAUAGUUAAAAACUGAAUCAAAUCAAUAUUUUUUGUGACCACCCUUCGGCGUUAAACCUGCAUCACUCUGAGAUAGCCAACGCUGUCCUGCAGUUCUGUAAGACAAUCAGCGGGGAGGUUGUUCCAAUCAUGUUGGAGAACUUGCCACAGUUCUUCUGCAGACUUUGGUUGGCUCCUUGCCUCUGAUCUCAGACAGCCUUGAUCAAGUUUUUAUAUAAAAUGUAGUCAAUUGCUUACAGUAAUGUUACUUUUUUUCAAUUAAAUACAAAAAUGUCUCUGUGAAAUUAAAUCCUUUGGAAAAUGAA